Messenger RNA from Cladocopium goreaui, 3228 nucleotides. Lineage: Eukaryota; Dinophyceae; Suessiales; Symbiodiniaceae. The record is from the annotation of a GenBank genome assembly.
AUGACCGACAUCGCACCAAGAAAAUGUGCCCGCUGGCUGCGAAUUGCCGCCCAGGUUGUCUUUCUGGCGGUGCUGCUUUGGGCCGUGCGAAGGUACUUGAGCACCGCGCUGGCUGACUUGGAGGACUACGACUGGGAGCUGCACCCGGAGUGGUUGGUGCUUGCCGGAGUUUUGUAUUUGGUAGGGCUGCUACCCUGCGCGUGGUUUUGGCGGCGAUUACUGUUUCGCUUCGAUCAGGAGCCACGUUCUAGUGAUGUACUGAGGGCCUAUUACAUCGGGCAUCUCGGCAAAUAUGUUCCCGGCAAGGCGAUGGUGGUGGUGCUGCGAACCGUGAUGCUUCGCGAGAAGCAGGUUGAUACCACCGUGGCAGCGGUCACGGUGAUGUAUGAGACGUUGACGAUGAUGGCCGUGGGGGCCGCCGUGGCUGGGUUGCUGGUCGCCCUGUGGUGGAGCGAGCAGAUGUGGACGAUUCUGAUCGCCGUGGGGUUGAUGUGUGUGGCGAUCGUGCCCACGCUGCCGCCGGUGUUUCGCUGGUUGGCUCGCCUGGUGGGCAUGGGGCGAUCGGACCCGCGCGUGGCCGAACGUUUGGCUCGCUUUGGCUACGGAGAGUUGAUCGUCGGGUGGUUUACGAUCGCCGGCGGGUGGUUCGUGCUGGGGCUCAGCCUGUGGGCGGUUCUACAAGGCAUUGGCGUGAAGGACUUCCCGCUGCUGCAGAACUGGCCGCUGUGCACGGCGGCGGUUUCGCUGGCGGUGGUCGCAGGGUUCUUGUCGCUCAUCCCGGGAGGGGCCGGCGUUCGCGAGUCGAUUUUGUUACCGCUGCUCGCGCCAGAGUUGGGGGCCACCGUGGCGUUGGGGGCCGCACUUCUGCUACGGGUUGUGCCCAAACCGAUUGAGCAAUCUAUGCUGCUAUCCGCCGUCAUCCCUGUGUACAACGAAGUCGACAGCCUCCCUGCGCUGUACGAUCAGGUUGUAUUGAUUGCAGAGGACAAACGGUUCGAUCUGGAAAUCGUCUUCGUCGACGAUGGCUCACGCGAUGGUUCGUGGGACGUCAUCGAGCGGCUUGCUGCCGCCGAUCCGCGGGUGCAUGGCAUUCGCUUUCGCCGCAACUUCGGUAAGGCCGCCGCGUUGAAUGCCGGCUUCGCUGAAGCCCAAGGCGAAGUGGUGGUGACCCUGGAUGCCGACCUGCAGGACGACCCGGCCGAGAUCCCGCGAUUCGUCGAUCAGAUCGAGCAAGGGCUCGACGUCGUAAGCGGCUGGAAGAAAGUGCGGCACGACCCUUGGCACAAGGUGCUGCCCUCCCGCGUGUUCAACUACAUGGUGAGCAAGCUGACCGGGGUUCACCUGCACGAUCAUAACUGUGGGCUGAAGUGUUAUCGCAGCGAGGUGCUGGGCGAAGUGCGACUAUACGGGGAGUUGCACCGCUUUAUUCCGGUGUUGGCGCACGCCCGGGGUUUCAGCGUGGGUGAGUUGGUGAUUCAACACCGACCCCGUCAGCAUGGGCAUUCGAAGUAUGGCGUGGCGCGAUUCAUCAAGGGGUUUCUCGAUCUGCUGACGGUCAAAUUCCUCACCGGGUUUGGUCAGCGGCCCUUGCACUUUUUGGGCAGCAUCGGGCUCAUCUUCUUUUUGAUUGGAUCGCUGGGGCUGUUUUGGCUGGCCAUCGAUUGGACGGCCAACUGGUUCUCGCCUUCGGCCGAUCACAUCCCCCUGCACCAACGACCGGCUGUGCUUUACAGUGCGGCCGCCAUGUUGUUGGGCGGGCAGUUGUUGUCGAUCGGCAUCGUUGCCGAACUGAUCACCGCCUACACCGGACGCGACCGCGAUACGUAUUCAAUCACCGAGCGAACCGCUCCGGCCAUUAUCUCCCACCCAAGCGUGUACUGGUUGCUCAUCGCCCUGAGCAUCGGCAGUGUGACGGGCCGCAUUCUGGCGGUCGACUCGGUCGAUACUUUGGCGUUGGAGAAACACCUGCGGCGCGAGGAUCCAAAUCGAGAAUUGCAACGUCCGUUCUUAAGUGCGAACGAUCGUAGUCGUUGGUGCACAGUUCGGGCCCUGGUGGAACAUGGAACGUACCAGAUCGACGAGGUGAUCCAGGAACGCGGCUGGGACACUAUCGACAUGGUCAAGCACGACGGACAUCUGUAUUCGAGCAAACCGCCGCUGCUGGCCACGCUGAUUGCGGCCGAAUACUGGGUUUUGCAUCAGAUCACGGGCAGCACGCUGGGCGAAUCUCCGCACGCUUUGGGGCGAUUCAUGCUGGCGACAAUCAAUAUCCCGGCGCUGCUGGUUUGUUUUCUGUUGCUCGUUUCCAUCGUCGAGCGGUAUGGCAACAGCGAUUGGGGACGGAUCUUCGUGAUCGCGGCCGCCACGUGGGCCACCCUGAUGACGACCUUCGCAGCGACGUUGAACAACCACUUAAUCGCAGCCGCCGCGGCGACGGCGGCGUUAUGGGCAACACUUCGCAUCUGGCAAGACGGCUCGCGACGACUCGAUGAAUUCGUGCUGGCCGGCGCGGCGGCAGCGUUUUGUGCGGCGAACGAACUGCCGGCGUUGUCGUUGGCUGCGGCUUGCACGCUGGCGAUUUUCUGGAAAGCCCCACGGCAGGCAAUCAUUGGGUUUGUACCGGCCGCCGCGGUGGUGGCCGGUGCGUUCUUCGCCACAAAUUACGCGGCCCACGGUUCGAUGAUUCCUCCCUACGCUCAUCGCGAGGAGGGGGAGAACUGGUACGACUACGAGUACGAACGCAACGGACGCACGAUUCACAGUUACUGGCAGAACCGUUCCGGCAUCGAUCUCGGGGAAGCCUCUCCGGUGAUUUAUGCGGUGAAUGUGUUGGUGGGGCACCACGGGGUGUUCUCGCUCACGCCGGUGUGGCUGCUUUCGUUCCUGGGGCUGGGCUUGAUGCUUACGGCCGAAGAUCGUUCCUUACGUUGGAUCGCCCUGGCGAUACUUGGGCUGUCGGUGGUUUGCUUCGCGUUCUAUCUGUCGCGACCGUUGAUCGAUCGAAACUACGGCGGCACCACCUCGGGCUUUCGCUGGAUGAUGUGGUUCGCACCGCUGUGGUUGUUCGGCAUGUUGCCGGCUGCCGAUGCGGCGGCCGAACGACGUUGGGCCCGGGCUAUUUGCCUAGUGUUGUUGAUGUUCUCCGUACUCUCGGUCGCCUACCCGACCUGGAACCCCUGGACACACCCUUGGCUGUGGGAUGCCAGCGAAUGGAUGGGGUGGAUGUAG